Messenger RNA from Colletotrichum godetiae, 234 nucleotides. RefSeq lists its product as uncharacterized. The transcript has a single exon. The record is from RefSeq and is a predicted model, not a curated record. NCBI's taxonomy places the organism in Eukaryota, Fungi, Ascomycota, Sordariomycetes, Glomerellales, Glomerellaceae. Bases 1 to 234 code for a protein of 77 amino acids.
AUGAAGGACGGCGACUACUUCCCUGCCAAGCACGACAAUAACGAGCAGUUCAAGAACUAUGCCGUGUCUAGAUAUGAUCAGAUGGUGUUGGAGAACGACAAGGAGAUAGACUGGUGGUGGUCUCUUCUGGCAAAGAUCUUCUCGUGGCUCUUGCUGGCGGGCUACAUCGUGUUCUCAUCUACGUUCGCGUCACAUUGGCCGCCUUUGGCUGGAUUUUGCCAGUUCCUUCACUGA